Molecule: messenger RNA, 1254 nt
Organism: Salvia miltiorrhiza (redroot sage)
Lineage: Eukaryota; Viridiplantae; Streptophyta; Magnoliopsida; Lamiales; Lamiaceae
Product: zinc finger protein ZAT6
Exons: 1
Coding region: 330-1061 (243 amino acids)
Molecular function (GO): DNA-binding transcription factor activity
Source: RefSeq, a predicted model, not a curated record
CCUACUCCCACUCCCACUCAAUUUUGACCUCAAAUUAUUCCUUUUUCUUUUCACCAAAUUAAUACCCAAAGACGUGUGAUCUCUGAUUACUUGUCUAAGAGUCUCUACACCUUUCUAACUUUUCACUCUUGAUUAAUUCAAUCAUAAUCCAUACAGAAUUUGGACUAAAAUAUUUGAUUAGACAACGCAACACUCUAUAUAAUCCAACUCCCCUACCCCCACCGCCAUUCCCCACGCAACUGCCAACUCUUUCUACUUAUAUAUAUAAAUCCCCCAACUCCUUACCUUUCCCUCACUCUUCCACUCCAACAAAUACGAUUUCUCUACCAAUGGCUCUCGACACUCUCAACUCCUCGGCGGCCGUGGCGCCCCUCAAACCCUCCCGCCGCUUCGACGACAUCGACCCCUCCCGCGCCUCUCUGCAGUGGCCCAAAAACAAACGCUCCAAGCGCCUCAUCACCCGCGAUCAAUCCGAAGACGAGUAUCUCGCCCUCUGCCUCGUCAUGCUCGCCCGCAGCGACGGCGCUCGCUCCCCCGCCGCCGCCGGAACUGUCAGUCCUCCCGCCGCGGACUCGCCGAUCACCUGCGUCACAAAAGACAUAGAAACAUCUCACGCUACGCCGCCGACCACGGCGGCCGUUACCGCCCCCGCCGACGCCUCCAAUUCAUACAGGUGUGGCGUGUGCGACAAGGUUUUCCCUUCGUACCAAGCCCUCGGCGGCCACAAGGCUAGCCAUCGCGCGAAGCCUCCGGCAGCCACCGCGGUUGCGUCAGACGAAAGCAACCAGUCGGCCGCGGCGGCGAAUCACGUCUCCGCCCUGAACCCUAGCGGGCGGCUCCACGAGUGCUCAAUCUGCCAUAAGAGUUUUGCGACUGGGCAGGCUCUCGGUGGACACAAGCGGAGGCAUUACGAAGGCGUGAUCGGCGGCAGUGCCGUCAAGAGCCGCACCACCUCCUCCAACGGCGGCAUCGUCCGGAAUUUCGACUUGAACAUGACGCCGCCGCCUGAACUACAGUGUGGUGAAGAAGUGGAAAGUGCGCUGCCGCCUUUAUCCGAUUAAAUAUACUGGAAUUCGUUUUACAAUAUACUAGUAUUAAAGUAGAUACAGAUAUAUUUAUAGAAUUAGAGGGGAGAAAAGUGAUUGGAUUCUUUUAUUCAUUGAUGAUCAAUUAUUCUUGUAUUAGUAAUUCUUUGUUCUGUCAUUGUUGAAUUCAUAUGGUUGGAUUAGAUGACUAAUACCAAUUCUGGAUUAA